UGGCCCCAGGGCUGCCCCGCAGAGCAGAUCCAUGCAGAGGAGCAUGGCAGAACAGCAGGAGCUCCAGCUUUAGGAUGAACUGCUGCAGAGCAACAUCGAAAUUCAGCUUUUUGCCAUGGAAAUAAAGUGUGUAGAAACCGACAGCGGGGGCUUUUUGUUCCCCUCUGCUCGCAACUCACAUGGUAAAUGUGCACGAGGAAAUCGCAGCCACCAAACCAGCUGCUGGCUGAGCACUGCUCUGCAUUUCCAGCACAGAGGGGCUGGGAGCUCUGUGGCUAACACCAGACAGAGAGAGCUUUGCUCAUGGAACUUCACACCUCCUGCAGCAACUGAGCUGCUGGGCUGGGGCUUGCAUUGUGCCGGAGGGGUGCAGUGGAAAUGCGGUGCAGCAUGGAGCGGUCGGUGCCCUCAGUGUGGGAGCACUGAGAUGCUCAGGGGAAAAAAAGGAGCCGUCAUUCAUUGCUGUUGAACUUGGCCGGGCUGAGCUGGUGGGAGGAGGAGGCUGUGGAAGGAGCUGCUGCAACCACAGCUGAUGCUGGUGUCAUUAGCACAAACCUCCUGCGCUGCAGUCCCUGCUCUGAGCUGCACCCACAGCCAGCAGAGCAACCCAGCCACGGGCACGAGGUUUGUUUGGGUGCAAAAGCAAGCUGCAAUUAUUCAGCAAGGAGGCCUGAGGGGAGGAUGCUGCAGUGUGCACUUCUGGCACGGUGGUCCCAGGGACCCUGGGGGUCAACCCCGGGAGAGCUGGGCUGUAGGAUCCUGUGAUGGGAUGCAGCCCCUUAUCAGCACCGGCAGCUCGCUGAGUCCUGCCUGCAGGGCUGGCACAGGCUGGGAUUCCCACCACAUGAUUUAGGGGAAAUGCAAAGCCUGGAGCAGCCGCACAGCCCUCACCCCUCACGGUGCUGCUUCACUCAUCAGAGGUUCCCACCAGAAGUGCCAAGAAUGGGGAUGGAAAGAACCUCCAUGUGCUUCAGGAAGGCGGCCUGCAGGCGAGCAGGGCGAGAUGGAAACUGCUGCAGGCUGCGCUGGGGGCAGUUUCUGAACAAGGGACAAUAGUAAGACUUCCUUCUCCAAACGAAUGCCAACCGCUCAGCAUUAGAAACUGCUAAAAACAGCAGCUUACGUCAGCCUCAUGUGCAGUGUUCCUCUUUCAUCGGUCAUAUUAAGAAUUUCCCUACUUCUAUUAUUUAUCUGGGGCCGUUGCUUUACUUAGCACUUUCUCCCGGCAGCAGACGAGCUCCAACACGCAGCGUUAUCCAUGCAAAUUAAUGCAACACCACAGAUUGCUUCAGCCAGCCCGUCCUGCUGACUCCAAGCAUUGCCUGCCCAUGGUGGGAAAUCACUGUUUUCCAGCACAGCACCUCCUACAUGAACCCAGUUUCCCCUAAUGAGCUCCAGCCCACCUUGGCCACCCUUCCACAGCCGUCCCAGACCAUCACCAGGUGGAGGCCCCUCAUCCCAGGCACCCCCAUGGCUUCUUGUCUUCCCAAAAGGGGAAGAGUGAGAAUAAAUGACUUUCUCAUUGCACCAGGACGGGGUUGUGGGGGUACUGGUGAGGACACAACUUUCAGGCACAAAUUACAAGAUCUCAGGGUGUAGCUGAUAUGACUACAGCCUCCCACCUCAUUCCAGCACACCAAUAGCUGCAGGGUGGUGGUUCUGACCGAUUUCUGGGGAAAAACACUCUUAGGAAGUGAAUAUCCCACAUUGGUCAUUAUUUUCUUUUUUGGCUUGCAUCAGUGGAACAAUGUUGGCCAUUUCCUGGGCUCUGUGACAGUCACAGAAUCAUAGAACCACAGAUCCACAGAAUUACAGAAUGACUUGGAUUGGAACGAACCUCCAAAAUCAGCUCGUUCCAACAACAGCUCACAUGGUCUGAUAGGGGGGCCCUGAACGGGGCCCCUUCCAACCCCAACCACUUGAGGAUGCUUUGAUUCAAUAAACUGAUUUUCCUGUGUUAAUGACAUCUCUUAUCGGAACACUUCCCCACCAUUUCUCCCACCUGCCCUGUCUGCGCCAUGUGCCUUUGGGAGCAGGACAGGAGCAGACGGCCGUAGGUGGCAAAUCUCAAGACACGACACAGGAAUGCUGGAGGUUACAGUCACAGGGAACAGCUCACAGGCAAACCAUGCUCUUACGUAUGUCUGCAAGCUGCAUCCCCUGAGCAACAAGAUUGAAGAGCCAAGAAGAACUCAGAGCUGGCUCCUGGUCCAGCUGGCUGAGCACCGGCUCCCCGCCGCCUGCCGGGCUGUGCAGGAACGCUCCUUCCUCAUCAUCCAGCUUCUGGGGGCUGAGCACAGGGACCAGCAGUGACACAGCACGAGGCUGAGCUUCCAUUCAGCAUCAUCUGGGCAAACUGGAGAGCUGGGAAGGGAGGAACCUGAUGAGGUCUGACAAGAGCAAGAGUAGCUUUGCACCUGGGAAGGAAAGACUGCAUGCAUCAGUACAGAUCAGGGGAUGAGCUGCUGGAAAGCUUGUGGAGAUGGGCCUGGGGGGCCGGUGGGCAGCAGGGUGGGCAUGAGCCAGCAGUGUGUCCUUGUGGCCAAGAAGGACAGUGGUGUUCUAGAGUAUGUAUGUCCAAGAGUGACACCCACCUCCAGGAGCCCCCAGCUGGCAGCCCCACUGCUGCUGGGUCAGAGGGGGCUGUGCAGAUAUGGGAGGGGAGAGAAGAGACCUCAGCCCCCUUUUCCCUAAGCUCAUCCCACCUGUGUCCAUCAUGUGUGCAGCUCCUGCAAGGAUGCACUGUCAUCUCUAAGCAGCUCGUGCAGGUUGGGUAACAGGCCUGUUGACAAAUGCAGGGACCUCCAAAGCGGAACUUCUUACUAAAGAGAGAUGCACGAGAGAAGCAAAAAUAGAUAUGGUGAUUGUUUCAUAUCCUGUGCCAUUGGGGAGGCUGUGGCCACCGCACUGUUCCACCAUGAGUCCGUGCUGCGAUCAGCCCUUUCUCAGGGGGAAAUUCCACUGCUCUACGCAAGCAGCUGCCCAGAACUGUGCACCCUAUAAAUUGGGCAGUCGCUGAAUGUCUCAGCAUCACAGAGAACAGAGACCUCCAAGCUCCACUUGCACUCUCCAGCUCCUGCAACCACUCCCAGCUGACAUGAAGGUCUCUGUGGCUGCCCUCGCUGUCCUCCUCAUCGCCAUCUGCUAUCAGACCUCUGCUGCACCGGUGGGUUCUGACCCGCCGACCUCCUGCUGCUUCACCUUCAUCUCCAGGCAGAUGCCCUUCAGCUUUGUGACAGAUUACUACGUGACCAACAGCCAGUGCCCUCAUGCUGGUGUUGUGUUCAUCACCAGGAAGGGCCGUGAGGUCUGUGCCAACCCCGAGAACGACUGGGUGCAGGACUACAUGAACAAGCUGGAACUGAACUGAUGCACCAGGAUGGGACGAGCGAGCUAUGGCCAGCUGCAGGCCCUGCCAGAAAUGCAACUGUGACACUGAGCUACCUGAGAGACUGGAAAUGUCCCAGAAUUUGCUUUACUAUUUAUGUAUUUAAUUGUUCACAAUGGAAGGGAGCAGGUGAAACGAUGCCACUCCAAGCAAAUGGGAAGAUUAUUUAAUAGAUAUAUAUUUUUAAAUUAAGAGUCAGGAUUGGAUUAUAUUUUUUGUAUUUAAUGAAUUGUAUUUUUGAUCUAAUAUUUAAUUCAAACAUUGAAAAAUAAAUAUUUUUGUAAGAAA
Molecule: messenger RNA, 3676 nt
Organism: Coturnix japonica (Japanese quail)
Lineage: Eukaryota; Metazoa; Chordata; Aves; Galliformes; Phasianidae
Product: C-C motif chemokine 4 homolog
Biological process (GO): positive regulation of GTPase activity; chemokine-mediated signaling pathway; inflammatory response
Cellular component (GO): extracellular region
Molecular function (GO): CCR chemokine receptor binding; chemokine activity
Source: RefSeq, a predicted model, not a curated record